Punctularia strigosozonata HHB-11173 SS5 is the source of this 318-nucleotide messenger RNA. RefSeq lists its product as uncharacterized. The transcript is spliced from 2 exons. The record is from RefSeq and is a predicted model, not a curated record. NCBI's taxonomy places the organism in Eukaryota, Fungi, Basidiomycota, Agaricomycetes, Corticiales, Punctulariaceae. The coding region runs from base 1 to 318 and encodes 105 amino acids.
AUGUCCUAUACCCAACCUUCUACUUCUAUGGCUGUUGACUCUGGCUUGAGGUCUACCUUGGCGGACGAAAUGGCUCGUGCAGAGCGAUCCGGCGCUGGCACCUUCCGAGAUCUGCCUCCAGAAGCCGUUCAGGGUCUCGACAUAGACAUAGAGAUGGAGGAUGUCACUGUGCCCGCCGCAGACGCCACCCAUCCUCCCGCCCACGACAACUGGCCUCAGAUUCGCCAGGAUGCGAUCGAGUUGCUGAUGCACUAUUACUCCGUCUUGAAGAGAUCUCAAGAACCCCCCGCGCAGUUCACGUACGUUUUUUUUUUCUAA